Molecule: messenger RNA, 1690 nt
Organism: Lolium perenne
Lineage: Eukaryota; Viridiplantae; Streptophyta; Magnoliopsida; Poales; Poaceae
Product: F-box protein At5g07610-like
Molecular function (GO): protein binding
Source: RefSeq, a predicted model, not a curated record
GGGCGAGCGAGGAAGACGAGCACAGGACUACCUGGGCCAGCCCAUUAGUGCACGCUAUGAACGUGUCAAUCUCUCUCUCAACAACAACAAAAACAAAACAAAAGGUAACCCGUCCAGACCUGCACUGAGCUCAGUCGUCUUCUUCCAGUUCCCCCGCCGCCGCCGUCCACCCAAAUCCCCACUCGCCGCCGCCGAUGGCAGCACCCAACACGGCGGCUCCUCGCGCAGCAAGCACCUGAUUGGCCGCUCCCUAUCUCCACGGAUGGCGAUGACGGGGGGCUCGAUGGACAGCCUCACCGACGACAUCCUCGCCGACAUCAUCUCGCGAGUGCCCUACAAGUCCACCUGCUGCUGCAAGUGCGUCUCCACGCGGUGGCGUGACCUCAUCACCCACCCCGACCACCGCUCCAAGAUGCCCCAGUCCCUGCUCGGCUUCUUCUAUGAAACCUAUGACAUAGCCCGCUUCCCACGGAAGGCUCGCUAUUUUAUCAACGCGUUAGCGCAGGGCUUCCCUCCUCUUGUCGACCCCUCGCUAUCGUUCCUGCCCAAACAUGAGAGUCUUCACAUCUUGGACGGCUGCAACGGUCUCCUCCUCUGCCUCCUCCUCGAGGAGGGGACUGAUGCUGAUGAGAUCCAAUAUUAUGUGGUGUGCAAUCCCUCCACGGAGAAAUGGGUGGUCGUGCCUACCACCGACUGGUCUAGGAGGGCAGAAGUUUACCUGGCCUUCGAUCCGGCUGUCUCCUCCCACUUCCAUGUGUGUGAGCUCGUAGAUUCUGAUACCUGGCAUGCUGAUGGUACUGGAACUAUUGGAGAUAUUGCAGCCGUGGUGAUAUACUCGUCCAAAACUGGAGUCUGGAGUCACAAGGCCGAUGCUUGGACCGGAUCUAGUGUUGAUAUACCCAUCGGUGCGAAAAGCGUCUUCUUUAGGGGGGAGCUGCAUUUGUGUGCCUACGAUAAUCAGCUUAUAUCCAUUGAUGUGGAGGAAAACGAUUGGAAAUCCAUUCAUCUUCCCGAAACAGUUACCAUUUAUUUUGGCAUUUAUCUAUCACAUGGUCAGUUGCAUUUUGCAAAUAUCGGUCUUUCUGCAUUAUCAAUAUGGGUUCUUGAGGACCCCAGUAAUGAAAAUUGGACCUUGAAGCGCUAUAUCAGCCACUUACAGCUCUUUGGAACAGAGUAUUCAGCAUAUGCGGAUGAUUACAGUGUUAUCUCAAUCCACCCCGAAGACAAUUUGAUUUUCAUAGUCGCUGGACACAUGCAGACACUCAUGUCUUAUGGAAUGGAUUCCAUGAAGCAGCGUAUUAUACGUCCACUUGGAUCUGUUAGUAGUAACAGGGUUCAUUGUAUUCCAUAUGUUCCGUUGUUCUUAGAGUCAUUGGCAGAUGGACACUAAAUGCCGUGCUUCUCCAGUGUUUAGGACUUGAGUAACAGUCAGUUGGAUAGACUUUUAUGAAGUUGCGAUAGUUUAUGUCUCGUGGUAAGUCGCGACAGUUUCUGUUUGUGCUUGAGUGCGCUAAUGUACCUAGCUUAUGCAGCUACGUGUUGCACUUAUCUUUGUUGCUCUGCAUGUUUUGAUGUUCUCAUGUAUAAGCGGACCAUGAGUUGUAACCCCUAGUACUUAACCAUGGAUAUUGUCUUCGUAUUGUUGAACUAUGAUUAUUGUCUUCAAUAUGUAGUUUCUGGUCUAUGCUUA